GUCUGCCUGUGCCAGUACGUGAAGAAUAUGUGAAGUACAGAUCUUUUACAAAUAAAAUUGUAAUACAAGUUUACGGGUAUUACAAAAUUUGUCUUGGCAACCUUCUAUCACGUCACUUUUCUCUAUUCUCUAUUCUUUGUGAGUGGGCUGGCUUAGAAUUGGUGAAUUUCAUGGUGUUGUGGGUGACACAUAUACGUAGAAAAAAUCUAGUGUAAGAACACCAAAUUGGCACCAACUGCUGGGAAAUGGAAUCAAUGGAAUAUGAGCUCGCAAGAAACCUCACUCUGUUGUUCUUCGUGGAACGCCUGCUCGACAAAGGCGAGCCGAGAACGUUGCACGAUCUUUCCUGUCAGUUUGGUGCCAAAGGAUUCACCAAGGAGAUGCGUCAGAUCGCCGGCGGGUCGCAAUCAGGCUUGAAAAAGUUCCUGGCUCAGUACCCCGCGUUGUUCAGCAUAGACGGGGACUAUGUUGAUAUCAACACAUUCCAGAGGCACCCGAGUGGCGGCGGCGCGUCGUCCAACAACGACUACAUCGAAGAGGCGAAGGAGUACUUUGCUAGCAAGAUGAUCCAGUACGGUGAGGGUACAGAGGUGCCUAUAAAAAGUCUCCUGGGUCAUCGCAGCCAGGCGUCUCCGCAGGUACGUCACAUCUCUGGUCAGCGCAUCAAAGAGUUUAAGGACUUUCUCCUGAAACACCCCGAUACGUUCCAGAUUAUCGAUGAUAAUGUCGUUCUAGUCAGUGAGAAUCAUAGAAGAGGUAACACAUGCAGCAAUUCUGAACAAUUUCAUAAUUUACCCGCAGCUAAUAUAAACACAGACACUGCUCAGCAGCUGCUGGAUUAUGUUGCUCAGUGCAUAGAGGCUAAGGGCCCUGUAAUGGUUGACCAGCUUUUUCACUUGAUUGUGUCACGUUUCCCACAAGAGUACUGGUACCAAAUGUUCAAGACUCCAGCGGACUUAAGUGCUUUCUUGAAAAUAUUCUCUGAUAGCUUCCAUGUUCAGUCAAAUCUUGUCACACUAAUUAGUAAACCAAAAAUACCUGUCAUGUAUCUUAAUGCAAAAUCAAAAACAAAGACUGAUCCACCAAAGCCUAUAGUGGAGGAGAAAGCAAUGUCGCCUGCUCCACCUGUAGUGGCAAGUCCCACUCCUUCAGACGGCAAACAAAGCCCUGCAAACAGAAUACUCAGUCCUGUAGAAUCUCCCCGAGGUCCACAAGCUAAUAUAGCUAACCAAACCUUAAAGCAGCGGAUCAAUUCUAUUGUCAUAAAAAAUUUAGCAGAAAAUAUGGUCAGAGACAGAGUCAACAAUCAUUUGAAUACUCGCAGUCCUGAAGAAACAAAUGGUACUUCUAUUAGAAAUAAUAUGGUGGGAGAAGCAUGGAGGCAACGAGUUCUUCAGUCUGCAACUGUUAUAGCUAAUGUCAGAGAGUGUGCCACACUCAUUGAUAGCAUAAUGAACCCUAAGCGACACACAAAGAGCAUAGUUUCCUUUGAUUGCGAGGGAAUCAACUUAGGUAUUAAAGGUGUCUUGACUAUGUGUCAAAUUGCUACUAUGAAUGGUGAAGUAUACAUAUUGGACAUAAUGGCUUGCCCUGGAAUGGUUGUUGAAGGCAAAAUUAAAGAAUUGUUAGAAAGUGAUAGCGUAACAAAGAUAAUACAUGACUGCAGAAAUGACUCAGUCAAUUUACACAAUCAAUUAGAGAUCACUUUGAAGAAUGUUUUUGAUACCCAAGCGGCCCAUGCUGUCCUGCAAUUGCAGCAGCAAAAUAUACCUGUUUACAAAGUAAAAAAUCUCAGCCUGAAUGCACUUUGUGAAUUGUACAAUGCUCCCAUGAACCCUAUGAAGGAACAGCUCAAGAAUGUUUAUCGUAGAGACCAACGCUACUGGGCCAGGCGGCCUUUAACAAAAGAUAUGAUAAUUUAUGCUGCAUCUGAUGUUUUGUCAUUAAUUAAUCCUGCAAUUUAUGCCUACAUGUCUGCUAAUAUAAAACCAGAAAACCAACAACUCUUUGAGGAGCUAAGUAAUGAACAAGUGUUUAUGCAUAUACAACCUACUGAAGUAAAAUUACGUAAACGUCAGAGGAAGAUAAACACAGAAGUUGGUGAACUAAAGCAUAAACUGGCAGAGUCUACAAAGAAUAUAGUGCUAAGCAAUAGAGAAAUAAGAUUAUUAAGAUACUUAGAGCUCACAGAAGAAGAGAAAGAAAAAUUGAAAGGUUGUCAUAAAAUUUCCAAAAAAUUGGAGAAAUUGGAAGCAAUCGGUCAUGAAAAGGACAGCGAUUCGGAAGAUGACGAAAGAGAAAACGAGAUGGCUAGCUUAGAAUCAAAUCCUUCUGAUUCUAUUUCUUCCCCACAUUCAACACAACCUCCUAGCCUCACCGAGUCAAUGCAAAUGAUGGAUGAGAUUUUAUCAGAUACAAACAUGGAUAAGGUGGAGAAAAUAAAUCGUUUAGAAGCUAUCUUAUCAGCUGUUGCACCACUCAGCGGGGAAUUGGAAGAUAAGUUUUCACAAACAAUGGAACAAACUCUGCCUCUACUGAAAAACAAAGAUUGGUCAAAUUUGAGCCAAAUACUAAACAUAGGUGAUGGGGAUAGAAAGAACUGUUGCUGCAGAUGCCAUAAUUCAACUCUUGAGGAUGCACAGUGCAAUAAUGUCAAUGAAACAAAGAAGACAGAGAUUGGAUCACAAACGCUGAGCACAGGUGACAUUGUCAUCACAAGGAUCCAUUUCCGUGAAGAGGACAAGUUGAAUGAAAGGACACUUGAUGCCACACCCUUCAGUAAACGGGUAGGCAUAAAUAAUUCAUCUUGAUGACACUCAGUCAUGCAAUUUGCAUUUCCAUAUUUCUGAGUGCCACAACUUAGUUUUGAAACUCUUCUAUAUGUGAUCAUAAUUUUUUUUGUAGUUAUUAAAUUAAAAAAAAUGUUUAACCCAGCUAUCAACUAGCCUCUAAUACUUAUAACGGAGGAGCGAUGAUAGCAGUGAGUUGAGGAAUUAAUUAAUAUAGUUUCAAUUGUGAUGUGCAUUAUCAAGUGUAUUGGCAUAUAGGGUUGGUACCUUCAGAAAGUUUUAUUUAGACAAUUUUUGUCCCCU
This is a messenger RNA of Papilio machaon (common yellow swallowtail), 3092 nucleotides long. It is a transcript of the gene egl, whose product is annotated as egalitarian protein homolog. The coding region runs from base 246 to 2810 and encodes 854 amino acids. Gene Ontology annotation, molecular function: nucleic acid binding; 3'-5' exonuclease activity. The record is from RefSeq and is a predicted model, not a curated record. The transcript has a single exon. Lineage: Eukaryota; Metazoa; Arthropoda; Insecta; Lepidoptera; Papilionidae. Gene Ontology annotation, biological process: nucleobase-containing compound metabolic process.